Molecule: messenger RNA, 5002 nt
Organism: Elgaria multicarinata webbii
Lineage: Eukaryota; Metazoa; Chordata; Lepidosauria; Squamata; Anguidae
Gene: WRN
Product: WRN RecQ like helicase
Exons: 36
Coding region: 83-4507 (1474 amino acids)
Biological process (GO): double-strand break repair via homologous recombination; telomere maintenance; DNA replication
Cellular component (GO): cytoplasm; chromosome; nucleus
Molecular function (GO): 3'-5' DNA helicase activity; nucleic acid binding; four-way junction helicase activity
Source: RefSeq, a predicted model, not a curated record
GGGAAAGAUUGCUGUGAGGUGGAUCCUGGAGAAGGCUUGGGGUGAGUUAACAUAUGCAUUCAGAUGAAUACGUUGAUAGAAUAUGGAUUCUCCACCAAAUAAACUUCCUCAGUGGAUGACUAAGCAGAGCAAAGAAGAUUCUGUGGUUGAUAAAAAGCAGAAGAAUCCAGUCCAUCGGAGUGUUCUGGAAGACAGCCUUCCGUUCUUAGAAUUCCAUGGCUCUAUCGUUUACAGCUGUAAUGCUAGUGAUUCUUCCUUACUCUCUGAAGAUAUUGUUACGACUUUGCCUGAUGGAACUGUGCUAGGAUUUGACAUUGAAUGGGCACCACUCUAUACUAAAGGCAAGGAAGGGAAGGUUGCCUUAAUCCAGCUGUGCAAGUCUGAAAAAAAGUGUUACCUGUUUCACGUCUCUUCAAUGUCAAGCUUUCCUGUGGGACUGAAAAGGUUGCUUGAAGAUAACCAUAUUAAAAAAGCCGGGAUUGGUAUCGAAGGGGAUAAAUGGAAGCUGAUGCGUGAUUUUGACAUCAGAUUGGGGGACCUUGUGGACUUGGCUGACCUUGCCAAUGAAAAGCUAAAAUGUAAGGAGAUAUGGAGUCUGAACAAUCUUAUAAAACACCUCUUCCACAAACAGCUUCUGAAAGACAAGUUGGUCCGCUGUGGUAAUUGGGAACAAUUUCCACUUACUGAAGAGCAAAAGCUGUAUGCAGCCACUGAUGCUUACGCGAGCUUCCUCAUUUACCAAAAACUGAUGAAUAUGAAUCGUGAUAAUCGGAUGCAGAUUAGUAUAGAAAGAGAUGCAGCAUUACAGCCAUGUGAAAUAAAGACGGAAUUGGCAUCUCUGUCAGAGGAGAUCAUGGAUUUGGCUGAUUGUCUUCCUGGCACUUUCAGACAAUCUACAAAUGUUCAAAGAGCUGCAGAAAUAUUGGCUGGUGUGUCAGAAAACAUCAAGGCCUUAAGAGCUUUGCUUGUUGAUUCUUCUUGUGAAACAGACCUUUGGGAGGUUACAGAUCCCGGAAUGGCACAUGGCGAUGAAGAAAAAAUGGAAACACCUGAAUUUUCUUCCAAGAUUACAUGCGAGUCAAAUGAGCAUGUGGAUAAUAAACCAGCUGGUGUCCAAAAUGAGGUCCUGGAGGAAGGUGAAGAAGAACUUAAUAAGAAAAAAAUGGCAAACGAAGCUUCAGGCAGACGACCUGAAGAAACUGCAGAGAGGCAGUGCUUAAUGUCACUAGACAUAACUGAAUAUGAACUUCAAAUGUUGGAACGUCAGGCUGAGGAAGAGCUGCUAAAUGAAACUGCUUGUGUCUCUGAGGAUUUAAGCUUCAUAGACGAUGAAGAGAAUUCCUCCUGCACCAUUGAAAGCGAUGAUGAAUUUGAAAUGGAGAUGCUUAAAACUUUAGAAGAUGCAGACAAGUCCAGCGUGGAUGUUACGGACUCCAGCCCGGGUGAAUCAAAGAGGCACAACAUUGCAGAUGACAAUGAUGAAGAUGAAGGCAUUGAAGAGGAAGAAGAAAGUUGGGAUUCCUGCUUGGCUCGACCCAAUGCUAAACAAAUCACUUGCCUAAAGAUGUAUUUUGGACAUUCAAGUUUUAAACCGGUCCAAUGGAAAGUGAUCUCCUCGGUUUUGCAAGACAGGAGAGAUAAUCUUGUUGUUAUGGCAACUGGAUAUGGGAAGAGUUUGUGUUUUCAGUUUCCACCCGUUUACACCGGAGGUACUGGAAUAGUAAUCUCUCCCCUUAUUUCUUUGAUGGAGGACCAAGUACUACAACUUGAGAUGUCGGGAAUUCCAGCCUGUCUUGUUGGAUCAGCACAGUCAAAAAAUGUCAGAGGGGAAAUCAAAGCGGGCCACUACAGAGUCGUCUACAUAACUCCAGAAUUCUGUUCAGGGAACCUAUCGUGGCUUGAAGAACUUGACCAAACUAUAGGUAUCACAUUGAUAGCCAUUGAUGAAGCUCACUGUAUUUCUGAAUGGGGACAUGACUUCAGGAAUUCUUUCAGGUCUUUGGGGUUAUUAAAGAGAACUCUUCCUAAGGUUCCUCUUAUUGCAUUAACUGCAACAGCAAGCCCUUCCAUCAGAAAGGACAUAAUAGACUGCCUAAACCUAAAAACUCCUGAGGUUACAUGUACUAGUUUUGACCGACCUAACCUAUACUUGGAAGUUGGACGGAAAUCUGGAAAUAUCAUCCGGGACUUACAGCAGUUCCUUAUUAAAAAAGACAAAACUACCUACGAAUUUGAAGGUCCCACUAUUGUUUACUGCCCAUCAAGGAAGACCACUGAACAAAUAGCUGCUGAGCUGAUAAAAUUAAAUGUCGUCUGUGCUACAUACCACGCUGGCAUGGGAAUCAAGGCAAGGCGAGACGUUCACCAUAGAUUCAUGAGAGAUGAAAUUCAGUGUAUAGUAGCCACUGUAGCCUUUGGAAUGGGAAUCAAUAAAGCAGACAUCCGGACAGUUAUUCAUUAUGGAGCGCCGAAGGAAAUGGAAUCAUACUAUCAGGAAAUUGGAAGGGCCGGCCGUGAUGGGCUUCCUGCCUCUUGCUACGUGCUGUGGACUCCAGCUGACAUGUGUUUGAACAGAAUCCUGCUCAAUGGCAUACGUGAUGAUAGGUUCCGCCUGUAUAAAGUGAAGAUGAUGGCAAAGAUUGAGAAAUAUCUCAACUUGAACAGCUGCAGACGAAAAAUCAUCUUGUCUCAUUUUGAAGACAAACAACUCCGAAAGGCCUCGUCAGGCAUCAUGGGCACAGAAAAAUGUUGCGAUAAUUGCAGAUCCAGGAAUAUUCUCUGUACUCCUGUGGUUGACACAGAAGACAGUUUUGAGGAUUUUGGUCAGCAAGCGUACCAGCUGAUGUCUGCAGUAUCUGCCUUAAAUGAGAGAUUUGGCAUGGCUGUUCCAGUGCUGUUUCUCAGAGGAUCAAAUUCUCAGCGGCUGCCAGACAAAUAUCGUACUCACGCUCUCUUUGGCAGUGGGAAGGACUGGCCAGAGAACUCAUGGAAGGCAUUGGGCCGGCGUCUUAUCUUAGACGGGUUCCUUAAAGAAGUUUCUGGUCAAAGCAAAUUUUCAACGAUAUGCCUACUUGCUGAGAAGGGUAAAAACUGGCUUUGUAAAGCUAGAAAGGAGUCAGGACGAAAGCUUUUGCUGCAAUCCGAUGAGGAACUGCAUUUAAGGAAAUCUACUGUAAGCAAUAAGCAAACAUCUUCAGACCCAAGACAUUUCUCCAGUGCAACGAGAGCCCAGUUAACACCAGAAAAGCAGAAGACAGCUUUGCAUGAAAUGUUUGCCUAUCAACAAGCAAGUAAAAUCUCCAGAGGGAUUAUGCAUCCAAAUACAAGUGCCGUGACGGAGUUGCCACUGAUUCUUGUGCCCGUGACUCCUGCUCAAUCUGUUAUAUCUCAAAGAGAGAAGGAAUUGCAGAUGAUCCUAUAUGGCAAAUUGGUGGCAGCCAGGCAGAAACUAGCCAAUGAGAAAGACAUCCCGCCAGCUGUACUAGCAACAAAUAAAGUGUUGGUUGAUAUGACCAUGAUAAGGCCUACAACUGUUGACAAUAUUAAGAGAGUUGAUGGUGUUUCUGAAGCAAAAUCUUCCAUGUUAACUCCUCUCCUGAACACAAUCAAGGAGUUCUGCCAAGCAAAUAAUUUACAGGCAGACCUCUUCAAGACUUCAGUAUCCAGAGAUCAGCCAGAUACAGCCCUUCAGAAGGACGGCGGACGCAGCACUUUAACAGAAUCAGAACAUAUAACUUAUACGUUGUUUCAAGGAAAGAAUCUGUCUUUGAGAAGUAUAAGUGAGAGUCGCUCCUUACCUCUUAGUGUGGUUGGUACGCAUUUAUCCCAAGCUUUGAAAGCUGGAUACCUGGUCAAUUUAGAACGUGCUGGUCUGACUCCUGAGAUACAAGGGAUCAUCACUAAAGUCAUCCAAAACCCUCCCAUCAACUCAGAUACAACACAAAUGAAAGCCAUUAGAACACUAGUCCCUGCAAACAUUGAACUGUAUCUUAUCAGAAUGACAGCUGCGCUGCUGGAGAAACAAUGCAGAAACCAACAGUUGCAGCAGAAUGGUUCAGAGAAGCAAGGUCCACCUCAAGAGCCUGGUUAUCUACAGUCAAGUACAGGAUCCUCACAGAAGAACGAGAAGAUUCUGUGGAUUGAAGCUAAGGAGGAUUCAGUCAAGCCAAUUGUACACAAACCUAAUUCUGGAUCCAGUGAAAAUAUAAACCAAGAUACCUCCUGCACAGAUUCUUCAUCUUCGGCGAAGAGCAAUACUGAAGAGCAAUUCCUUAGUGCUAAACAGGGUGCCCAAAGCCAUCAGAGCUCCAUCAAAUUGGCCUCAUGGAAUCAGCCUUCACUCAGUGCCGAGGAAGACGAUCUCUUUACUGAUUCUCAGUCACAGACCGCAAGCCAAACUUCAAAGAGGAAGUUACCAGAGUGGUUUGGAACCUCGGAGGGAACUGUUCCUCGUGUUAAUACUUCUAAGAAAUCCAAGGGAGGAGGAAGCAAAGGUCUCUUUGGCUGAACUUGAAAUGAUCAUCAAAAUACAUUUUAUAUCUAGCACCUGGGUUGAAGCUUUGUAAUUCAAUACCCAUUUUAGUCAGUCUGACUCUUUUUUGAAAUAAUAUUGGGAGAAAAAACCCUGUUCAUUUGCUUCCACGUAAAACCAUGACUAAAUAUGGGCUUAAAUGUAGCCCCUCACACAGCUUCUAUCUAAAUUGGACAACCUGAAGAAAAGGUCACUGUCUAAAUACAUUUUAAAGAACAGCUGAACCCCCUGGAAUGUGAGUGUGCCACCUCAGGCUUCUUCAGCUGCCCUUUUGAUAUUAGUAGGAUUACAGCUACAUGAAGUGGGAAAUUCCAUGUUCUUUAUUUGUGUUGUAUAUAUGUUCCCUAUAUGCGACUCCACAGCUGGAUAUUGUGGUGCAUAACUAAAUUGUUAUCAUGUGUAUUAUUACUAUUAACAUAAUUUCAACUAUUUUGGCACUUUCCUAUGAGAAAUAAAUCUUUAUAAUGUAAA